Loa loa (African eye worm) is the source of this 2330-nucleotide messenger RNA. RefSeq lists its product as hypothetical. Gene Ontology annotation, molecular function: RNA polymerase II cis-regulatory region sequence-specific DNA binding; DNA-binding transcription factor activity, RNA polymerase II-specific. The transcript has 15 exons. Gene Ontology annotation, biological process: regulation of transcription by RNA polymerase II. The coding region runs from base 118 to 2121 and encodes 667 amino acids. The record is from RefSeq and is a predicted model, not a curated record. NCBI's taxonomy places the organism in Eukaryota, Metazoa, Nematoda, Chromadorea, Rhabditida, Onchocercidae.
UUACAGUUAGUGAUCCCGUACAAAAAGUAACUGCUUGUAUAUUCUUGAUUGGGAAACAAAAACUGGAUGUAAACAUCUACGGGAAGCUGUCAAAUCCAUCGAAUUUUUGGCCAGAAAAUGUCAAGUAUGUUUAUUAAAUGUACUUCACGAGACAACAAUUCUAGAAAUGAACCCACAAAUGCAAAUACUGGAAGAACUAUGGAAGACAUAUCAAAGAACAUUGCAAACAUGUCAAAUGAUGUGCCAGCUGAUGGAACCAUCUCAUUCCAGGUUACAGCUUGUAAACGACAGGAGGGUGGAUUCAAAAAAGCAAGUGCGGAAACGUUGGUGGCUGAUGCGUCUGAUGUUGAAGCAAGCACGAGUACGGCUCUAAAUUGCAGAAAUUUAUCAUCAAACAGCCUUCUCGAUCGACGACAACCAUUAGUCACGGAUUACAACGCCUCUAGAUCAUCGUGCAAACGCAAACCAGCUUUACCAAAGAAGCGGCCGAGCACUAUGCAAGAGCCCGUGAUCAUAAGUGCUGAAACGGGUGAAGCUGUUGAUGAUGAUACUGCUCCCACGGAAGAUUCAGUUUGUUCAUCGAGAAAUACUGUUAUCAACAGGGAUUGCAGAUUUGGUCUAGUGAAUAACAACAUGAAAGGAAAGACAGCAGGAUCAACUGAUUUCUGUAAGAGUAACACCGAUUUACAACGAUUGUUAUCAACGACAGAGAAAUGCGUGCCUCCAAACUUCUGUGGUGCGACAAAUGCAGCGAAUAUAACAAAUAAAUAUCAAAAAACAACGGAUGCGAAAAUCUGCAAGCUUUCUGAACAAUUUAUGGAUCAACGGAAUGGUUCUGGCAUAUCAAAUCUGAAUGAUGUCUUGAUUUUAAAUGCUGCAGUGAACAGUUUUCUUUGGGCUAACGCAGCUGCCGGGACGGAUGGAGCAAAUGCUUUCAUCACUCCGGAAAUGCUUGCAUCUCUCUCAACUGCUGGUUUAUCACCUUCUUUAGGCGUUCCAUGCACCUCCACUCUUACUGACAGUUUACUGAAUGUUGAUCAGCAGCAAAAUGCAAACAUGUUGCUCCUAGAAGCGGCUGCUGCUGCGACAGCCGCAGGAACGAUACGAGAUCUGCUAGGGAUCACAUCGACGAACGGUAGUGAUGCAACAGCGGUAGAUGUGAUGAGCAGCCAUAAGCCAAAAUUAUCUGCAAUUCCAUCAACGUCUGCUACAGCAGAAAUAAUUGCUACUAGUGCCCCAAACAUCUUUUUCAAUGAUGAUGAUGAUGGAAUCAGCAAAAAACACGAUCAGCGUUUAGGGAAUCAUUCUUCACUGAAUGGUAGAGCAGCAUCUGCUAGCGAAAAUGUUGUUAAUAUGUUGAACUUGGGUGAUGUAAAACGCCAACCAAAUAAAGCAGUGAGGUGCAAAAUCAGUGAUGUAAAAUUAAACGUGAAAAGGCGAGCAAAUGAAGAGACUCUGAGCAGUGCAGCACGUGCGAUUACUAAAGAAGAAAAGAUCGAUCUAGAUGAGCUGGAAAAUUUUGCGCAAACGUUCAAAAAGCAGCGCAUUAAAUUUGGUUUCACGCAAGGUGAUGUUGGUCUUGCCCUUGGACGCCGUUAUGGUACUGACUUUUCGCAAACAACUAUAUCUCGCUUCGAAGCACUAAAUUUAUCCUUCAAAAACAUGUGCAAAUUACGGCCAUUACUCAAAGAAUGGUUGGAGGAUGCGGAAGCGGCAUUGGCCAACGGUGCAACAAUCAGUGAUCUUUUGGAUGCACCCUCUAAAGAGCCUACUUCACAUUACCCGACAUCGGUGAUACAUUUGCCACUGAAUAAUAACAAACCGAGCUCUGUAGUGAACGUCAGUGUAAACAGUGGUAACAAAAUGCCAAGCGACGAGCCGCCGUCACCAAAUGGAUCCAUUGUGUGCAGUUCAGGCGCUGGUGGUGGUGUCCCGCUGAAAAAACGUCGAAAGCGAACUAACUUGGAUCUAGCACAGCGUUCUGCACUGGAUGCUUACUUUGACAUGAACCCACGUCCAGAUCAUGAUCGGAUGGCUGAAAUCGCAGAAUUAGUAGGGCUAGAUCGAGAUGUAGUUCGUGUAUGGUUCUGUAAUCGACGCCAGAAACUUCGUAAAGAAUAAUUCAUUACAUUAGUUGUGCAUUUCGGUUCGGCCUCUCAAUUUCAGUAUCACGCUACGAUUCGCUUUUUUGCCUUUUUUGCCUCAGAAGUCUUUCUUGAUACAGAGUAGUCAUUUCCUUGUUUUCCUUUUUUUUCAACUCCUAUUAUUUUUUGAUUUUUUGUUCAGGUAAAAUAAUUCAGCGGGUUUAUUGCGAUUUGCCUUUUUGCAAC